GUAAUGUAUUGCUUGUUAUAGCCGUAGUAGUAGAAGUGAUGGUAACAGUGCUAGUGGGAGUGGUUUUUGAGUCGCAACAACAUUCAUGCUCUACAGUUACACAUGCAAGUACAUAAAUGUUCUAACAUACACUGAGUUAGCCAUAGUAAAUACAUAGGUUUAAUUCAUAAUAUACCUGCAAGAAUACCUCGUGCAGAUCAUUGUAUAAAAAAUGAUUUUCUGAAGAAAAAAAAAAAAUGUAGUAAAAUAAUUUACUAUAUAAUUUCUACGACCGAACCUAUUCACGUACGAAGAGACGGAAGGGCGGGCGGAUUGAUGGGCUUACAGAGCUAGAUAAAUGGACCGGACAACGUAAAAACUGAUAGUCAGAUAAAUGGCUGGAGAUGUAGGUGAGAGGGGCAAUGGUUGCUUUAAUUUUUUAGUCUCUCUUUAUGUUCAAUCAGUGCUUCAGCUGCAGUCGUCCCACCAACACAAGAUCAAUGGUUUCUCGUGGCUGCCGAUCAACACUGGACACUUUACGCGCAUACAUAUAUAUACACAGUCCUUUUUUCUCUCUUCUCUUCCUGCCGUACUUCCUUCCUUUCGUCCCUCCUCACUCUCUCUUUCUCGCACGCACGCACACAACACACACAAAAGCAACAUUCUCGGAUCAAAUACUACAUUACAUUGCACAGAACAAUCCAUUCACUGUUGACAGCACUUGUGGUGGUAGUGCUGCUACUGCUGCCACUGGUCGCUUCUGCCGGCAUCGUUGUUAACGUACGUUAUCAACUUAACAGAUAUUAAGCUAUCUCAUCCGAUCGACUUACUCAGUACCUGCAAUCAACCCACCUAUUUUAAAGCGAUCCUUUUCUUUUCUCUGCUAUUUAUUUACGAAUUUUGCCCUGGAGUGCAAUAACUAGCACAAUUCCAUUGCAAUAACAAUCCAAACAUAGUUACUACUACAGAUUUUUACGGUAAAAAAGAAAAAAGGAAAAGAAAAAAUCUACAGAAACUCGAUUCUAGUUUUCACUGAUAUAGUGACAUGAAGUCUGAAGUACCUUUAUAAACAAAUAUUUCUUCAAACACGCAUACACAAGCUCUUAUUUGUAUAUAGUCGCAUGUAAAAUACACAUUAAGUACUUGUAUAUUUCGGAACAGAUACAUGUGUAAAGAGCGGGCUUCGUGUAUAUAUUUAUGAGUGAAACAGCCGACAAGAGAUAAGGCCGAACUACGGCAAUCAGUAAUAACAACAAAGGCAACACUACCACUAAAAAGUCGAUAGAGUGGCUACUUUUAACGAAAUAUGCCAGCGAGGUCAAGGCAUAGAAGGCUGUGUGCGGAUAGAGAUUAUUAUGAAGCAGUGUUGACAAAAUGAUCGGUCGUCUUUGGCUAACUGUGUUGGAUGUUUGGUGUAACCAUUGCCAAUACUGUGCUGUUUAUCUCUUCCUGCUCUGUUUAGCCUGGCCCGGUUACAUUGUAAUGGCCAAAGAAAAAGCCAUUUUAGAAAUUUUACUGUACCAACCGCCGAAAUCCGUUUCAGUGGAUUACAAACCACCCGCAAUCUCACCACCAGGUCCGGGUCCAGGUAUCCGACCGUCACCGCCAAUGAUGUCCGGAGGUAUACACAUAGGUCCUGAUAUACACCAUGAAUACGGUGAGAAUGGAAGAAGGGUAAAUAAAGUUGAAAAUAAUCCUGAGACGGGAAUGGAUGCGUUUGUUCCCUCUGGAAAUUUAGCGCAUCAGGGACUUAGGACAUACAAUGAAUACAAAUCUUACUGGUUGAGUGGACAUUUUUCACCUGCAGGGGCUGCUAAGAAGGCUGAAGGACCAAUUAUACAGGUUCAUCCUGUGGCAUUGUGUAAUAAUGAUGACUACAUGGCUUAUCCGGAACAAUGGGUUGGUGUUAUGAAAUUAGAAGGUUCACAAAUGGCUGGUUGUAUGAUGUCUAUGUAUGAAAAGGCUGAACGAGCAAUUGAGAAGGGAGCAACAGCAAUAGUAUUUGAUAUCACAGAAGAUCCAGAUGCAGCUCGACAGUUGCGCCGUUCUUCUCAAACACUACUGCAAAGACCAGUUGUGAUUAUUCGUGGUAGAGAAGCUGCCAAACUUAUGGAAAUUGUAAAUACUUCAAAAGGGAGGAGAGCGCGUGUACGGAUUUGGUUUACUACAGAAGAAAGACUUCCCGAUUCAGUAAAUCCAGUUAGUCAGACAAUAUAUCGAGCAAUCGUUGUAACAAUAUUUAUAAUAUUCUUUUUCGUGUGUCUUUCCAUUUUGUUAAAGUGGAAAUUCCGUCGGGAGAGGCAGACAUCUGUGUCUGAAUUGGCGAAGCGAGCAGUAUCCAAGCUGGAGACACGGAAAUAUACAGGAAGCAAAGGGAAAUUUUCACGUUCUUACACUCCAACUUCAGAUUUAUACAGUCAAAGUUCAACAACAGAUGCAUGUGCCAUUUGUCUUGAAGACUAUAGAAAUGGCCAGGAACUUCGUGUUUUGCCCUGUCAACAUGAAUUUCAUCGGAGCUGUGUAGAUCCGUGGUUGGUGACAAAUCGAACAUGUCCCCUGUGCUUGCAUAACAUCAUGGGUGGAAUUUCUCGGCAUGAUGUCACUAACAGUCAACCAAACAGCCCUACAGGUGGCAUUCCUUCCACUAGUAAUGCCAUCACAUCCACAUCAACGUUAGGUAAUAACAGUAGUAAUAACAACAGUAUUCAUCAACACCGUAAUAAUUUUAAUCAGCAUCACCAUCAUCAUCAUCAACUUGGUCCACAAUCAUCAAGUCAUCGCAACUCAGUUGGUAUCAAUGUUCCUGCAUACAGUCAGAUGGAUUACUUUGAGACUUUGGCCUCAUCUCGUCCAACGUAUCCUGGAAUGAUAUCCAGCACAGUUCGUGCUUGUCCCUCUUGUGAAAGCACCAGAGGUGGCUGUGUAGGUAACCCAAUGGUUAUUCCGUCCUCCAGUACUGCUACAGCAGGUUCUAAUCAACAUAACUCCAGUUUCUACAUGAGCACAAGCAUCAAUCCACAACCUCGUUCACAUUUUCUUCACUCAUUCCAAAACCGUACUUCUGGUCUAGAUUAUACUCAUGCGCUUCAAAGGGCACUUUACCUUGCUAAAUCAUAUAAUCGCCAUACUACCAAUGCAUCUAAGACAUCUGCUUCCCCUACUACUAAUGCUACAUCCAAAGAAAUAAAUGUUACUUCUAAAACAACCUCAUCAAUAGUGCCACAUUCAUUCCAAUUAAGUACUACCACUUCCAGUUCUGACAAUAUCUAUAGUAAUUCCCCUCUGAUUUUGGGUCGAACACGCUUUUAUCCUUCCCAAAAACUCAAUGCAUGUGAAAGUGACCCUGAGUAUUCUAGUAGUAAAAAUAACAUAAGCACAGUAGCAACAUGUGGUAGCUGGAGCUCGGACCAAAACCCUAGUAAUGAAAGUCUCCAGUGCAACUGUUGCCGUCGCAUGAGUGAUUCUACAUAUAUUGAUAGUAACCAAAGUACCUAUGGUAGCACUGACAUCAAGGAUCCUAGUGAUGUAAGCAGUUAUGAUUCAAAUGUAUAUCGGAGUGAGACACCAGAGAGUGUAAAAGUAGACCAGGCCAAUGUUGCUUCAUUACAAAGAAAGCAUGCAUCUUAUUUAUCAAGUGCAUACCAUCAGCGGCAACAUCAACAUAUUCGUAGAAAAAGAGAUAACUAUUCUUUGCACACCAAGACAGCUGAGUACCAUUUGGACUAUAGCAGUAGUAGUGACACAUCUGUUGGUAGCCAACUAACUGCUCAUGAUGGUAUCAACCCAACACGCAAAAUAUCUUCUUGUAACCUUAGUGAAGCUUCAUCAGAACAUUCACUGAGUCAGUUAUCGGCCAUAUCUGGUAGCGAUGAAAGUUUCUCUUCAGAAACUAGUCACAUUCUUGCUCAGACGAGUUGUGUUCCUUCUGUAACAACUAAAACAACAUCAGUAUCUGUGAAAUCAUCUUCCUGCAAGCCCAGUGCCAAAGAAGAAUUAAUGAAAAUUAGCAACACUGUGAUAAAACCUUUUAAUGACACUCAUUCAAAUACACCUGAUUGCCAUGAGAGCAAGCUGCCAAAGCAAUUUCCAAACCCUCAUUCCCGACAUAAAAACACACGACGACACAGCUCUGUUUUUCAUAACCGUCAUUCUGUCCCUUCUCUACGAAAUAAAUUAAAAACUUGUGGACUUCCUCUUCCACCUUCAGCAGCAAUAGUCAGUCCUCUGACUGGAGUCUUAACUGGAUUACGCCGAGGUGAAGAAAUAUGGGAGCACUACAGACUCUCUAAAGGCCGAGGCCAGUCUAGCACUAGUAAUUCAUCAUCUCCAUUACAUCACACUCUGCCAUCAGUCAGGUCAUCACAACUCAAAAUGAAAACUGAAAACAUAAUCUCCCCUCCUCAAUCAUUAGCCUCUAUACCUCCUCAGUUAUCAGCCUCUUCCAAACAAUCUGAAGAUACAAAUCCUUCCCUCUCUGUACUAUCCCCAUCCACUUCAAGAUUUUUGUCCUAUGAUCAAAAAUCUUUGUAUCCCACCACCACCAUUACUACCUCUUCCUCUACAACAACAACAACUGCUGGCUGCAGACCUGGUUUUUCACAUGAACGUGCAUGUCCAUGCUGUAAUAAUCAAAAGUUUAAUGUACCCAAUUCUAACCCUCGGAGAUCAAUGGUGCUAUUUACUGAACAUCAAGGUACAAUUGUCACACUACCUUUAGAAGAAGAAGAAAAUUAUGCUCCUUCAAAUGCAGUAUAAAGGAGAUCAGAGGACACUAGAUAAAAAUGAAGAGAUGAAAAUGGCAAAAAUAUUAAAAGACAGAAAAUUGAUUACUGAUUGUCAAUAUUUGACUGAUGUUUUUUUAGCGUGUUUAAUGAACACACAGCUAAAUUGUAACAUUCUUUGACAAAAUUUUACUAAUAUCUGACCAUAAUUCUGUUGUAAGGAUUAUUAAAUUGUUUAUAAGAAUAAACUAUGUGUGUAUGUAUACAUACAUGCACACAUGUGUGUAUAUAUGAUUUAUACGAAAGGCUUUUAAAUGAAAACUGCAAAAGUGGUAUAAAAUGUAUUUGAUUUUCAAUCCUCAGUUAAAUGAUAUUGAACCUUGAAUCCUACAAUUAUUUUCCCAAAAUAUUUAUAACUAGCAGUAUGAAAAUUUCAUAGAACUAUGUGAGAAAUAUGUGAGUUUAUUAUCUGUUAGCUUUUGCAGUUUUCUUUUGAAUGUUUCCUUGUGUACAAAGUAAAAUAUUUAGGAAGAUGAAUUAAAAAUAAAUAUUUAAAAAAAAGGUUACUUCUCACUCUUGUUUAACCUAAUAUAGUGAUCAAAAUUUCAGCUUAGUUUAUUUAUAUUUUCAUUAUAGUAUCUAUGUAACUUAUAUUCUUUUCCACAAAUUUAAAUAAAACAUUAUUUUUUUCAGA
Molecule: messenger RNA, 5394 nt
Organism: Octopus bimaculoides (California two-spot octopus)
Lineage: Eukaryota; Metazoa; Mollusca; Cephalopoda; Octopoda; Octopodidae
Source: RefSeq, a predicted model, not a curated record